Molecule: messenger RNA, 3187 nt
Organism: Choloepus didactylus (southern two-toed sloth)
Lineage: Eukaryota; Metazoa; Chordata; Mammalia; Pilosa; Megalonychidae
Product: immunity-related GTPase family M protein-like
Exons: 3
Coding region: 199-990 (263 amino acids)
Biological process (GO): cellular response to interferon-beta; defense response
Cellular component (GO): endoplasmic reticulum membrane
Molecular function (GO): GTP binding; GTPase activity
Source: RefSeq, a predicted model, not a curated record
ACAUCCCGGGAGAACUGCCUCUGCCUGAGAGAACAAAGAACCCUUCCCCAGGGAGGGGGUGACGUCCCAGGAGUGCUCCUGACCCCUGCAAGGAUCACCCUCUGCUUCCAGGAACUGUGUCUAGUUUGCAGAUUCCAACAGGAGAGGCGAGACCGGGAGGGAGCAACUGUGUGGCCGGAAGUGGGGCAACUGAAGGGGAUGGUCACUCCACUGCUCACAGACAUGGAAGAGUCCCCACUGUCCCCUCACACUCCGUUAUCUGCAUCCUUCCCCUCUGUUAUGAAACACCAUUUGGGCAGCUGCAUUCCAGCUGAGGCAGAGGCCUUGAGAAUUGAGAAAACCUGGACAGAUGGGAAGUUGCCAGAGAUGGUUUCUCUGGUCACAGAGACUGUGAGGACAGCGUCCUGCACACCUGUGAACGUCGCAGUGAUGGGGGACUCUGGCAAUGGCAUGUUCUCCUUCAUCAACGCACUGCGGGGCAUCGGGCACAAGGAGGAGGCCGCGGCUCCCACUGGGGUGGUGAGAACCACCCUCACUCGUGCCUCCUACUCAUCCUCCCAUUUCCCAAAUGUGCUGCUGUGGGACCUGCCCGGCACAGGGGCUACCACCCAAAGCUUGGAGAAUUAUCAGCAGGAAAUGCAGUUCAGCCUGUGUGAUCUCUUCAUCGUUAUCGCAUCUGAAGAGUUCAGCAUGAAUCACUUGAGGCUUGCCAAGACUAUCGACUGCAUGGGAAAGAAGUUCUAUAUUGUCUGGACCAAGCUGGACAGGGACCUCAACACGAGUGCCCUCAGGGAGGGAGAGCUCCAGCAGAAUAUCCGAGGAAAUAUCCUGGAAAAUCCCCAGAAGGAGUGGGUGUGUGAACCCUCCAUAUUCCUGGUCUCCAGUCUUGACCCUUCUUUGCACGACUUCCCAAAGCUUCAGAACACAUUGCAAAAGGAUUUCACCAACCUCAGGUGCCACGGUCCAUUCUUAAAUGCAUCCCCUUCUUAGGUAAAUUUGUCAUUCAUUAUUUUAGAUAGCUGAAACAAAAACAGUUCCUCAUGAUAGUUGUUGAGGACAGCAAGACCAUCCUGAGUAAAGUCCUGAAGGUCUCCUUUAUUGCAGGUGAAGGCCAACUUGGGAAGAGUCCAACAGGCUCAUUCACUGGGAUUCUUUUCUCAGCAGGAUACUUUUUUCUCCACUGGAAGAGACAGACAUUUGACUUAACAUUCUCUGCUUAUUUCUAAUGCUUGUAGAUUGCUUGAAAACAGUUAUGAAAAUUUUUUAUCCUUCUACUGCCAAAUACAGUACGCAAGUGUUUGUUGAAAUCAUUAAAUAUGUUUCCUUGGAUUGCAAUAUAGAAAUUUUCUUUCAGUUAAAAAUAUCAAGUUAUGUCCUGCUCAGUCUCUCUUUUUUUUCCUAAUACAUUAAUGUUAACAUCAUUUCUCCUCAUUAAUGUCUUUUCAUUCACUCUUUUCUGUUCCUUUUCUCUUUCCUUUCCCUCAACCUGCUGAGAAAUAGUCAGUGAUACAGUGGGUUACUUUACAACUUUAAGGACAGCUGGACAGUGUGGUUGAAACUGUUCUUUAGAAUCUGUGGGGUGAUGGGGCUGGGAUUCCCAGGCAGUCAGCAAAGCUGCCUCAGAGAUGCUUAUCCUUCCCUCCAUUCUCUUUCAGGUGCCUAAAAUCCAUCAAUAUAUUCAAAGGUAAAGCAGGCUUUGCAUUAGGGUCGUGACAGGCAAUACAUGGCAUCAACCAAUUGAGGAAUAAGAGGGGAAUUUAAUAAGGAGGGUAUUUGCAAAGAUGUGGGCAGGUGUAGGAGACCACCAAGAGAAAGUGUUUACCCCUGAGUGAACAACAGCGGGGAGUGACCUUUGCAGGCCUGAAAGGUCAGGGAGAGGAGCAGGUUGUUGGAACCUGGAGAUGGCAGCGGUAGACAGGAGCUGUCACCUCAGUAGACUGAGGUCCCCUAAACCUGCCCCUUAGCAAGGGAAAUGGGGAUAAUCAAAUGCCUGACCUUGAGGUCUCCAGCCAGUGCUGCCCCUGGGCCAAAUCCAAACAUAAUCCAGAGGGAGAGAGACCGCAUUUAUAUAGCCUAUGUGUGCCAGCCUUUUUGGAUACUAAAAGGGUGGAGAAGGUGGAUUUGGAGUAUAAAGUAAAUUAAGCAUGAGAAAGUAUUGAAAAUAAUUGCAAAGCGAUUGCAAUGACACUAGUACCAAAAGGACAAUGACCAAUUAAAAAAGCAAACAUGGACAAUUGUCACACAAAGUGGAAAGCAUAGCUGAUCGCUCAGGCUCUUUGAGAGCAUUUUUCCAUUCAGUAAUACACCUUUACAGUCAUAGCCCUGAAUGAAAUGUCGGCAUCCCCUUGCUGGUCCUGCCUUAAGUCCAUAGCAAAACUACUCGUCCCCGUUCACACGCAGCCCCUGCAACGGCUCCUUCUUCACCGGUGUGUGUCCCAGGUCAUUCACUGAUCAAGGGAGCAAGACAAAGAGCUAGUUUUCUUCACCUCUGUCAUCCUGACCUCACCCCAAAAUACAUGAUCCCAUCAAUGUCACAGAUAUAUCCCCCCCUGCUCACCGCUUCUCAGCUCGGCAGUUGCAAUAGUUUGCCCCUUUGCAUCCCUCCAAAUGUUCCCCACAACACCCUGGAUGUGUUUAUCUAAACUUUAUGUAUGAACAGUGACCAGACAUCCAGGGAGGCCUUGGAAAGUCCCAGGUUUCAAUUAUUUUCAAUGUUUCCUAAUUUGGGAGAUAUAUUUUAUGGACCCCUUAUAAGUUUCACUACCCUGUUUAGUGCCCUGACAUGGCAGUGUCCUAUAUGCUUAAUGAAUUAAUAAAGAACCUCCUUGUGUGAUUGCAGUUGUAAGAGGAAGGCAAGGGACAUGCAUGACACCAGAAGGAAAGAUAGAGGGUAAAGUCUGGGAUUGUAUAACACAGCAAACCCUAGAGUGGCCAGUGAUGGUUAUCAGGUGUACAGAUACAAGAAUGUUUGCACAUGAGGGAAAACAAGUGAAUGUCAACAUACCAAGGGCUUGAAAAUGGGACGGUUUAGGGGGGAAAAUAUAUUCAGUGCAAACUAGACUCCACAAUAAACAGCAACAUUGUAAUAUGCUUCCAUUAAUUUUAAUGAAGGCAAUAUACAAAAACUAAAUGUCAAUAAGUGGAGGACGUAAGGGAAGGUAUGGGAUUCUUGGUGGUGGUGUUUUUG